AUGUUACUGCAUAAUAUCUUUUACUCGUAUAUCAUCUUGCUUUUGCAAUGUGACAUUGCCAAAUCAUAUGUUCGGGAAGGAAAUAGGCUGAUGCUCAAGGAUAAGCAAGAUUUCUACACUAUCAAUAAAAUUCAUCAUGUCAAAGAAAGAGACGUUUCGACAAUCGCAAUUUCACAAAAACCUGGAAAAGUGCAAUCAAAAGAUCAAACUAUAAUAAUACUACCAAAUGAAGGAAAUAAAUAUCCUUAUAACAGCAAUCCCUAUUCUCGAUACAAUCCUUAUGAUGUAAAUAACCAAAGCGGAGGAACAAUGAUUGUAUUAAAGAACCCAGGUAUUUUGCCGAUAACGUCAUCGUGGGAAGCGAGUGUCCUGUUCAGAAGACAAGUAGGCGGUCCG
This is a messenger RNA of Brenthis ino (lesser marbled fritillary), 396 nucleotides long. The record is from the annotation of a GenBank genome assembly. Lineage: Eukaryota; Metazoa; Arthropoda; Insecta; Lepidoptera; Nymphalidae.